AUGUUCCCUGCGCAGGACGCUCUGCCCCGCGGCGGGCUGAACCUGAAGGAGGAGCCACUGCUGCCCGCCGGCCUGGGCUCGGUGCGCUCCUGGAUGCAGGGCGCCGGCAUCCUGGACGCCAGCACCGCGGCGCAGAGUGGCGUGGGCCUGGCACGAGCACAUUUUGAGAAGCAGCCUCCCUCCAACCUCAGGAAAUCCAACUUCUUCCACUUCGUGCUGGCCAUGUACGACCGGCAGGGGCAGCCCGUGGAGGUGGAGCGCACAGCCUUCAUCGAUUUCGUGGAAAAAGACCGAGAACCUGGGGCUGAAAAGACCAACAAUGGGAUCCAUUACCGCCUGCGGCUGGUAUAUAACAACGGACUUCGGACGGAACAAGACCUCUAUGUGCGCCUCAUCGACUCCAUGUCCAAGCAGGCCAUCAUCUACGAGGGGCAGGACAAGAACCCCGAAAUGUGCCGAGUGCUGCUCACCCACGAGAUCAUGUGCAGCCGUUGCUGUGACCGGAAGAGCUGUGGCAACCGGAAUGAGACUCCCUCAGAUCCCGUCAUUAUUGACAGGUUCUUCCUCAAGUUCUUCCUCAAGUGCAACCAGAACUGCCUGAAGAAUGCCGGGAAUCCCCGAGACAUGCGCCGCUUCCAGGUGGUGGUGUCCACGACGGUGAGCGUGGAUGGGCACGUGCUGGCUGUGUCCGACAACAUGUUCGUGCACAACAACUCCAAGCAUGGUCGCAGGGCUCGCCGCCUGGACCCAUCUGAAGCUGCCACCCCCUGCAUCAAGGCCAUCAGCCCUGGGGAGGGCUGGACCACGGGCGGCGCCACCGUCAUUGUCAUCGGCGACAACUUCUUCGACGGGUUGCAGGUCGUGUUCGGAAACGUGCUCGUGUGGAGCGAGCUCAUCACGCCCCACGCCAUCCGGGUGCAGACGCCCCCGCGGCACAUCCCUGGGGUGGUGGAGGUGACCCUCUCCUACAAGUCCAAGCAGUUUUGCAAGGGAGCCCCUGGCCGCUUUGUCUACACAGCCUUGAAUGAGCCCACCAUCGACUAUGGAUUCCAGAGGCUUCAGAAAGUCAUUCCUAGACACCCCGGAGACCCCGAAAGGCUGCCCAAGGAAGUGCUGUUGAAGCGGGCGGCCGACCUGGCGGAGGCGCUGUACGGAGUGCCCAGCAGUAACCAGGAGCUCCUCUUGAAGCGCGCGGCGGACGUGGCCGAGGCUCUGUACAGCGCCCCCCGAGCGCCCGCGCCGCUCGGACCCCUGGCUCCGAGCCACCCACACCCCGCGGUCGUGGGCAUCAACGCCUUCAGCAGCCCGCUGGCCAUCGCCGUCGGGGACGCCACGCCCGGGCCCGAGCCAGGAUAUGCACGCAGCUGCAGCAGCGCGUCUCCCCGCGGGUUCGCGCCCAGCCCCGGCUCGCAGCAGAGCAGCUACGGCAGCGGCCUCGGAGCUGGCCUCGGCGGCUAUGGCGCGCCGGGGGUGGCUGGCCUUGGCGUGCCCGGGUCCCCUAGCUUCCUCAAUGGCUCUACAGCCACCUCGCCCUUCGCCAUCAUGCCCUCUAGCCCCCCGCUGGCAGCCGCCUCCUCCAUGUCCCUCCCGGCCGCUGCCCCCACCAGCAGCGUCUUCUCCUUCUCGCCUGUCAACAUGAUCUCCGCCGUCAAACAGAGGAGCGCCUUUGCCCCCGUGCUGCGUCCGCCCAGCUCUCCCCCUCAGGCUUGCCCCAGAGCGCAAGGAGAGGGGCUUCCAGACCAGCCUUUUGAGGAUUCUGACAAGUUCCAUUCUCCAGCCCGGGGGCUUCAGGGCCUGGCUUACUCCUAAUUACGGUCUGCAGGUUUGGCCUGUGCUGAGCCCAAGCUGGAGGUCCCGCUGGGAUUCACACUCACGUCCUGGAUGGGGGCACAAACAGAUGCAGGGCCGGGCCUACAAGCAGACCUCAAGCCAUGGGCUGAACACGGAGAGGCCUUCGUCCCUGUGUCCAAGGGCCAGCUAAAAGCCCCAGCACUGUGCUUAGAUGCGUGGCAGGAGGGCAUCCCAGGGACUCGCUCGGAUGCCAGGCCUAAGGUGCUGAGUCGGUCCCUCUGAAAGAAGUGGAUCCUGUGCAGUCCAGGGAGGUCGAGUGAGGGGAGCAUGGGAUGGGGGCUGUAGGAAAGAGGACAGCUCAGGGAGAGGUAACCUGGAAAGGUCCUGUUUGCAUCUGACCCAUCUCAACUGGCCCAGCAUCUCAGCUUCUCUCCAGCGCCAGGUGGAGGGGCCCAGCAGCCUCGGUACCCCUUCCCAGGCUCCCAUGGAGCCUCCAAUGGCUGCUGGCCCCCCGUGGUUGCCCCCACUUCCUUUGAGACCUGCAUACUCAUGCUUGUCACAUCAUGUCUCCCUGUGGGGCUUUGGGCACGGAGUAGGCAGAAGAGGGGCACAGGCCUUCUGAAUUUGGAGUCUUCCCUCUGCGGAUUCUGGAUUCACACACACUGACUCUGGCUGGUCCCAUGGAAUGGGCCCAAGUGACCCCUAGGUGGCCUCAUACUUUACUAAAUUUGGAGAAAACAAUAAACCAGAUGCAGGUGGCCACCUGGCCUCUCUUGCCUAGUUCCUUGUGGCUGCUUUACUCAGCCAUUCUGUGGCUCUCGUGGGAACCCUCCAGACCAUGCCUCUAGGUGGCCUUCUUGUACCUUGGGCUUUUAAAACAGCCCUAGAGUUCAACUAAGCAAGUAUUCAUUGUCUUCUGUCUGCCCUUGGGUGCUGUGGGGGUGCGUGAGGAACAGGCUAGCAGGCCUGAGGGACCUACAGAUGGGCUCUGCCCCGGGAGCUCUGGCCACUGAGGACUCAGCCCCCAGCUGUCUGACCAGAUCCAAUAUGGGGCACCUUGGGUCAUUACUGGGAACCAGGACUUCUGGUUCUGUGUACCCUGUGUACCCUAUCCCAGGGAUAUAGAAGCUCAGAAGUGAGAUCCACGCCUGAACGGAGGCUGUACGUUCUCACUGCGGGGUUCCGGAGCUGCCUCUCUGAGCUACACCCACCCCAUCCCUCUUCUCCAGGCCCCAGCCCCUUCUGGCUCACCUGUCUCAGAGAGUGAGAGGAGGGGUGGUACGAAGGCAAGAUUCCUAGGCUCAGUCAUCUCCCCACUCACCGUCCCUCCCAGUGGUCCCUGUGACGUGUCCCCUGUCCAAAAACCUGCUGUCUGACCCUGAAAGCCACUUUUUGACACACUAUCCAGUGAGCCCAGUGUCCAGCCCUAGGCCUCAGGCUUUCCCGUCUCACCUCAGCUUCUAGAAACCCUGUUUCUCCCAACCCACACACCCACCCUCUGCAGGCUCCAGGCAAACACGCUUGACAAAGCAGGUGGGCUGGUCCGGUCCUUCAGAGGCUUUCAGUUCUUUCUCAGCUGCUCUCAGCCAGCCCUGCUCUUGGACAGCCCCUGGGAUUCCUCUCACCUGGUACCCAUGACAGGGGUCACCCUGCCCUAUUCUCAGCACUCACCUGGCCUCCCCCUGCGCUCCUGCUCGUGGCCCGUGUUACAACACUAACACCUGCCUGCCCAAGCCAUGCUCCAUUCAGCUCCAAGCCGUCCCUGCUGCCAGGCCCCUCCCAGACUGAGCCACUGCAGAACUCGAAGAUGCACUGGACACAGGUGACUGGACAGUGGUCACACACUGGUUCCUGGGGUGGGUCAGGUGCCAUCAUUGCUGUGAGACACAUCUGUCCUCAAUGAUCUCACCAGACUGCUCAAGCCACCCUUUGAGCAGCACAGCCUUCUUCAUCCACUGCAGACGUUUCGUCAAGCAGGAUGUUUGCUGUGGGUCGGAUUAUGUCUCCCCGGAGUGCGCAUGCUGAAGUCCUAACCUCCCAUGUAACUGUAUUGACGAUAGGGCCUUUAAUGAGGUGAUCAAGGUUGAAUGAGGUCAUAAGGGGAGUUUUAAUCCAAUAAAACUGGUAACCCCCACCUUUUUUUUUUUUUUAAGUUAUGCUAUAGGACAGACACAUGUGCUCAUC
Tupaia belangeri chinensis (Chinese tree shrew) is the source of this 3975-nucleotide messenger RNA. It is a transcript of the gene EBF4, whose product is annotated as EBF transcription factor 4. The record is from RefSeq and is a predicted model, not a curated record. Gene Ontology annotation, molecular function: DNA-binding transcription factor activity; DNA binding. The transcript has 17 exons. The coding region runs from base 1 to 1809 and encodes 602 amino acids. Gene Ontology annotation, biological process: regulation of DNA-templated transcription. Lineage: Eukaryota; Metazoa; Chordata; Mammalia; Scandentia; Tupaiidae.